AUGACGCCUGCAAGGAAGCAGCAAGGGGUAGACAGACGGACACGUCAGACUUCUCAGCCACGCGGUCGCGGCGGGGCCAGCGGCAGCACCGGUAUCACAACGCAACAAUGUCCCGAACCCUGUGGCUUGAUUUUGCCGGUCGAAUUGCAACAGCUGAUUCUAGACGCGUUUCGCCAGGCAUUUCCAUUUAACCACAACCAUGCUGAGUUGGACGCCACCAUCCAGGAGGUCAAGGGCCACCUAUUCCGGCGUGACUUUGUUGGUGCAUUCGCCAAGCUAGAGUACCUCGAUGCAUAUGCACUUAGGUGGAGUGCUAGCCGUGCUCUAGGGUACACGAGCAUUUUCCUGCACAACGAUUUGCAAAGAGUUUGGAAGGGACUCGCCGAAACUGCGACCAGUACGAAUGCAAGUCCGGCGUCAAGAGGAGCACACCUUUCACAUGCGACGGGCGCUUAUAGCAUAGUCUGCGUUGGAGGUGGCGGAGGCGCAGAGGUGGCUGCCUGUGCAGCUACGGCACGAACACUCCAACAAACAACAGCCAGACUGGCUGUUCAUGUCGUUGAUAUUGCAGACUGGUCGGCCUGCCUUUCAAGAUUAGAGAGCACACUGUGCCGGCCGCCAUCCUUGUCACUUUUCGCAGCUGAUAUUGCCAAGGUGGCAAAAGAGCCUUUCACAACAAGUGACCAAUUCUCUGUCCGAUUUUCUCAACAUGACAUCCUCGCCAUGGAUGAGGCUGACUUGCAAAGCAUCAUGAGUGGAGCGGCUCUCUGUACCAUCAUGUUCACCCUAAACGAGCUCUUCACAGCGUCCAUCGGACGCACGACGGCAUUUCUCCUGGCGCUUACAGAUACAUUAUCACCAGGCUCAUGGCUGCUGGUCGUAGAUAGCCCGGGGAGUUACUCUGAAGUGAGGCUAGGAUCUGUAUCUGGUGCUGCUCAGGGUCAGGGAGGAAACGUUGGGAAUGCAAGUACCAAGACAAGGCGCUACCCUAUGAAGUGGCUGCUUGAUCAUACGCUUUUGGAAGUUGCCGGGAAGAAAGGGGGUGAAGUCAAGUGGAGGAAAUGUGUCUCUGAUGAUUCGAGAUGGUUUAGGUUAAGCCAGCAACAGCCGCUGAAAUACCCCGUGGAGCUCGAGAAUAUGAGGUACCAGAUUCAUCUCUAUCAACGGAUACGGCCAGGUAAAGGGAAUGGCUAG
Messenger RNA from Fonsecaea erecta, 1194 nucleotides. RefSeq lists its product as hypothetical. NCBI's taxonomy places the organism in Eukaryota, Fungi, Ascomycota, Eurotiomycetes, Chaetothyriales, Herpotrichiellaceae. Bases 1 to 1194 code for a protein of 397 amino acids. The transcript has a single exon. The record is from RefSeq and is a predicted model, not a curated record.